Messenger RNA from Pterocles gutturalis (yellow-throated sandgrouse), 2439 nucleotides. It is a transcript of the gene MAPRE1, whose product is annotated as microtubule-associated protein, RP/EB family, member 1. Gene Ontology annotation, cellular component: microtubule organizing center; spindle midzone; microtubule plus-end. The transcript has 6 exons. The coding region runs from base 1 to 792 and encodes 263 amino acids. Gene Ontology annotation, biological process: spindle assembly; protein localization to microtubule plus-end; regulation of microtubule polymerization or depolymerization. The record is from RefSeq and is a predicted model, not a curated record. Gene Ontology annotation, molecular function: microtubule plus-end binding. Lineage: Eukaryota; Metazoa; Chordata; Aves; Pterocliformes; Pteroclidae.
AUGGCAGUGAAUGUGUACUCCACUUCGGUGACCAGCGAUAAUUUGAGCCGACAUGACAUGCUGGCAUGGAUCAACGAGUCUCUGCAGCUGACGCUGACCAAGAUCGAACAGCUGUGCUCAGGUGCUGCGUACUGUCAGUUUAUGGACAUGCUCUUCCCAGGUUCUGUAGCGCUCAAGAAAGUGAAGUUUCAAGCGAAAUUGGAACACGAGUACAUUCAAAACUUCAAGGUUCUACAAGCAGGUUUUAAACGAAUGGGUGUUGACAAAAUAAUUCCUGUGGACAAACUAGUGAAAGGAAAAUUUCAGGACAACUUUGAAUUUGUUCAGUGGUUCAAAAAAUUUUUUGAUGCAAACUAUGAUGGGAAGGAGUAUGACCCUGUUGCUGCUCGACAAGGCCAGGAGACGGUAGCACCGAACCUUGUUGCUCCAGUUAUGAACAAACCCAAGAAAUCUCUCAGUUCUGGCAGUGCAGCCCCACAGAGGCCCAUUGUUACGCAGAGGACCGCAGCAACUCCGAAAGCUGGCAGUGGAAUGGUCAAAAAGGCUGGAGGAGACGAUGAGUCGGCAGGAUUGAUCGAGCAGAUCAACGUGUUGAAACUUACUGUUGAAGAUCUGGAGAAGGAGAGAGACUUCUACUUCGGCAAAUUGAGGAACAUUGAACUGAUCUGCCAGGAGAACGAAGGGGAGAAUGAUCCAGUGUUGCAGAGGAUUGUGGAAAUUCUUUAUGCCACAGAUGAAGGCUUUGUGAUACCUGACGAAGGAGCACUGCAGGAGGAACAAGAAGAGUAUUAACAGACCACAUACUGUACCAGCAGAGCAGCAACAUCAGAAUUCUUUGCCCCAGAUCAUGUGCUUAACUGUAAAAUACUCCACUUUAUUCUUAGAGGACUCACUGGUUUCUUUUCAUAAGCAAAAAAGUACCUCUUCUUAAAGUGCACUUUGCGGAAGUUUCACUUUUUACAGUGGGUUUGAGUCCGGAGCUCUUUCUCACUUUGUAGCAGAGCAGUAUUCACAUCGAGGUGGUAUAUUUAGGGAGCAAGAGGCUGAAUAUUUGGAGCUUGUUGCAGAAUGGUUUGCUGGUAAAACACUGGUUUGUGGGAAGACUCUUUUUGUGUCGGAGGUGGUGUGUAGUAGAGAAGUUAAAGACUCUGACUCACAGGAAGAUUGAGUUAAUGUGAAAUUGCAGCACAGAAAUUAUAAUAAAAUGCCUUAAGAGUAUUUAAAAUAUGCUUCCAUAUGCCAAAUUGAAGUAAUGUGACAGGAGAUUUUAUGUGCUUCAUAUUGGGGUAGAUGCUUGUUGAACUCCAUUCACUGCUGUCUGCGAGGCUUGCGUGGCAACCUCCCUGUGUCAGCGAGUGCUCAAAAGGGCUCUUAAAACAAAACUCCAUUCCUGUGAAAAGCUGCUUAUUAAGUGAUCAGUUCUUGAUGAAAUGGGCCUUAACAUUGCCUGUCACAAGAUUAGAGGGAGUAUGAACAGCUGAGACACAUAAAUUACCUUGAAGAGUGCUAAAGCCUUUUUCUAUGGCGAUGUGGCUAAUGACUUUGCCAAAAUGUACUGUGUUUUCUGUAAGAAAAACAAAAAACCAAAACGACAACACAAAGCAAAGGGCAUCCAGCCUUACUGCCUAAAAUGUUCUUCAGAAGUAGUUCUCCUUCCUGGCUCUUGUUCCUAUUUAUCCUGUUUCUUUUUAUUUUUGUUGGUAUACUUUUUGGUCUCUGGCUUGUUCUUUUCUCUUUCCCAUCCCAAGGAAUGCUGAUCAAAUCCAAUAGUUGUAACAGGACUUGCACUGUGCAGCUAUCUUGGAAUGAAAGUGAAUUGAGCACGUGAGGAUGAGUUUCUCUUUUUCCUUUUCUUUUUUUUCCCACUUUCUUUCAAACCAGGGCAUAUCUAAUAAUAAUACUUGCCAGUUCAGUAGUCUUCUGGGGUAAAAACUAAAAGAUGCUGGCUAACAGAGCUAAUGUUAUUGCAGAAAAUACAGUACUGAGACUAACUUAAAUAUUAAUAUUUAAAAUACUUUCCUUAACUGUCCUUUUUUGCUAUCAUGCCCCUCAUUACUGUUGUGUUUGGCAAGAUCCUGCAAGACUUCUGAUUCUCCCCCCCCCACUACUGAGAUUGAUCGGUCCUGUUGUGCUUGUACUCAUUUGUUUCUGGUGGUAGCUUGUCCUAAAAUGUGUGUAGAAGAGCAUUUUAUGGUAAUUGUUGUGUAGUGCAUGAAUCUUUGUGAAAUUCAGAGAAAAACCCAAAUUCAGUGAAUGCCAAAAAUGCAAGUAUCUAGCCAUUGUUUAAAAUUGCAGUGGUGCUAUUUCUCUUGUGGCCUUCUAGACUUUUGUUGCCCUAAAAACUCCAUUUUACUGAGAAAACCAUAUUUGACUUGGAUUUUUCUUGACAGGGUUUUUCUAUUUUAAGCAGUUUCUAAAUAAAGUUCUGCAUUUCAAGAG